AUGGAGAACCCUAGCCGCCCUAAACAACAGCCCCCUUAUCGCCAUCCUUCGUCCCCUGGUGUCACCAUCCUCAGCCCCAGUAACCCUCCAAUCUCCAUCAUCGUCUGGUUCCUGCCCAGUAGCCCUCCAUCGCUAUCAUCUUCAUCUUCUCAACACCAGCACGCAGUAGCCCUCUCAUCGCGCGGUCAGCGGUCCUCAACAGUCAACACUGGUAGCCCUCCAUCGACCCCAGUUAUGGAAAAUAGUAUUAAUCAAGAAGCAACUGCUGAUAACAAUGCUUCUGUGAAUAAUAACAUGCCUGCCGAUACUCCUAUUCCGAAUGAUGCUGCUAAUCCUAAUUCGUGUAGUGCUAACGAUAGUCAGUCACAAGGUUCUUCUAACCUUAAGGGAAAAACAGAUUUAGCUUGGAAAUAUGUUGCUCUACAAAUGAUGGAAAGUUUGUUGAAAGAUAUACAGACCACCAAAAAGAAAAGAAAAGUAAGUUUUGGUGAAGAGGGUGGUGAUGAGGUAGAGGAUGCAAUUGAUGAGGAUAUGUUGGAUGCUGUUGCUGGUAUUAGACCUGGUUACAAGGGGCCUUCUUAUGAUAAGUUAUGGGUUCAUUUGUUGGCUGAUCUUAAAAGAGAAAGUCAAAUGCUAGUUGAUAGUUAUAGGAGUGCAUGGAAGGAAACUGGAUGUACCCUCAUGGCUGAUGGUUGGACAGAUCAAAGACAAAGAACGUUAAUCAAUUUCUUGGAGUAUUGUUCUAAAGGUUUGUGCUUCGUGAAAUCAAUAGAUGCUUCCAGUAUGGUAAAAAAUGCUUCACACUUGUGUAAUUUGUUUUCUGAGGUGAUUGAAUGGAUUGGCCCAAAUAAUAUUGUGCAUGUUGUGACUGACAAUGCGGUCAAUUAUGUUGCCGCUGGUAGGCUUAUCAAUAGAAAAUAUGAUAAUAUCUAUUGGUCACCAUGUGCUGCUCAUUGCCUUAAUCUUAUUUUAAAAGAUAUAAGCAGCAUGGCGCAUAUUUCUAACCUUGCAACUCGUGCUUCAAAGAUCACAGUAUUUGUGUACAAUCAUACGAGCAUCUUUGACCGUAAAAAGGAGUUGCAACAAUUGGUUGUAGAUUCAAUUUUCACUGAUCACAAAUUAGGAAGGAGUGCUACUGGUAGAGCUGUGAGUGCUAUUAUUCUGGACUGCAAAUUUUGGGACGAUUGCUUUACUGUAUGUAAACUUAUGGGCCCUCUGAUUUACUUGCUGAGGGUUGUUGAUGCUGAUGACAAACCAUCUUUGGGAUAUGUUUAUGAAGGAAUGCUAAGGGCAGAAGAUGCAAUUAAGGAGAUGUUUAGGCAAUUCAAGACUGCAUAUCAGCCGUAUACAGAUAUUACCAACUCAAGAUGGGACAAGCAUUUGAAGAAAGAUCUUCAUGCGGCAGCUUACUUCCUGAAUCCUAAAUUCUUUUUUAAUGAAAAUUAUAAAGAAGCACCCGAUGUUAUGCGAGGUUUGCUUGAUCUUGUUACCUUGUAUUGCAAGUGUAACAAUUUGGAUUCAGUUCAGGCAAUGAAAGAAAUACAUUUAUAUAGAGAUCGGAAGGAAAGUUUUGAUAGACAAGAAGUUAUUCCAGCUGCAUCUGAACUUAAGCCUGGUGAAAUUGAUGCUGAUUUAUAUCAAAGUGGCAGUGGUAGUAGUGGUUUUUAUGCUGUAUCUCUUGAUUCUUCUGCUGAUCAGGGUGGGAAUGAAAGUGAAGAUCAUCCCACCGAAGCAGAUUUGCAACAAGCUCUUGCGAAUUUUGAUGAUUGA
Molecule: messenger RNA, 1770 nt
Organism: Arachis duranensis
Lineage: Eukaryota; Viridiplantae; Streptophyta; Magnoliopsida; Fabales; Fabaceae
Exons: 6
Coding region: 1-1770 (589 amino acids)
Source: RefSeq, a predicted model, not a curated record